This is a messenger RNA of Tetrahymena thermophila SB210, 1116 nucleotides long. Its product is annotated as YeeE/YedE family protein. The record is from RefSeq and is a predicted model, not a curated record. Gene Ontology annotation, cellular component: plasma membrane. Lineage: Eukaryota; Ciliophora; Oligohymenophorea; Hymenostomatida; Tetrahymenidae. The transcript has a single exon.
AUGGUCUACUUUGAAGUUUCUGAUAUUAUAUUAGCUAUUAUUGGAGGUUUUUUUAUAAGCUUAAGCUCCUCAUUUAAUCUCUAUAUGAAAGGUAGAGUUACAGGAUUUUCAGGUAUUUUCUACUCAAUUACUAAUUUGGAAAUGGAAUAAUACCAUUGGAAAGCUGCUCUUUUGUGUGGGUUAAUAGGUACUUCUGCUGUAUUCUACUUUAUUUAUGGGUUUGAUAAUGUAUGGAAUUCUAGCAAAAUAUUUGAUACUCCUUAGUAAAUGGUUGGAGAUUUAAAUUACAUUGGAUUUGCUUUAGCUGGAUUUUUUGCAGGUGUUGGAACAAAAAUGUCUAACGGAUGCACAAGCGGUCAUGGCGUUUGCGGUUUGCCUCGCUUUUCAUUAAGAAGUUGGAUAUCUGUAGGGUUAUUUCUUCCUAUGGGUAUUGGAUUGGCUACCCUCAGACAUUAUGAACCCUUUUUGAACAAUAAUGAAAAUACUAAAGAUAUUACAGAAAAUGUAAAUUAUGAUAUCGUCGCUGGUAUUGUUUUAGGUUUAAGCUUGUUUAUUCUAGCAAUACUUCUUAUAAUUUACUAUUUAAAGAAGUCUAUCUCUGAAGUUUUAGUGGGGUUAGUAACUGGUAUUUUAUUUUCAGUAGGACUUGGAUAUGGAGGUAUGUAUAGAAGAUCAAAGAUUUUAGGCUUUUUAUCUAUGUAUGAAAAUUGGGAUCCUUCGCUAUUGUUUUUAUUAGGAACAGCUGUAGGAUUGAAUGUGAUUACUUUUAACUAUAUGAUAUAUAAAAAGCAAAAACCUAUUUUGCAUAAAUCUUUAUCACUUCCUACUAAAAAAGAAGUUGAUCUUAGGUUAAUCGCAGGCUCAAUUAUAUUUGGCUUGUCUUGGGGCUUAGGUGGAUUAUGUCCAGGACCUGCUAUGGGACUUAUUUCAAUUUUUAGCUUACACAUUUCUAUUGUAUGGUUGAUUGCAUUUGGAGUUGGAUAGAAAUUUGUAAGUGUUUAUGAUUCUUAUUAACAAAAGAAAUAUUAACUUCUAAAAGUUACAUCCUUGUCAACUCUACCAAGAGAAGCAUUUGAAAGGAAAUCCCUUGAACUAGAAAAAAUUGCAUCUUUGUGA